AUGCGCUGUAUACCGUUCUUUUCUUUUCUUUUCGCAGUGCCGGUCACUGUCUUCGCGUGCGAAGGAGAAUGCAUCGUCGGUAUCACGAACGCAUUUCUCACUAACUACUCCGACCCCAUUCAUGCUGUGAUGAACAACGUAGCAACCCAAAUCUCGGCAAUCCUACCCAGCAACCCAAGCCCGUCCACCUCGCUCGGAUACCUCUCCCCUAUCUUCUCCGCGUACAAGAAGCAGGCUUACAACGGGAUGGAAACUGCGAUAUUCCCCGACUACUUCCACGGCAAAUGCCAGCAGAACGGCGUCGACCCCGCCGGGUGCCCCAAUCCCGACUGCCCCGUCGUCUGCGGCACGCCCGGCUCAAUGGUCCACUUCUACCCCGUCCUCCGCUUCCUCGCGUUCAACUACACCCGCACCGCACUCCAGGAACUCUCCAUGCCAGGGAGUCCUACGAACCAGCAAGUUGAAGCUUCCGUGAUGAACGCCGCGCGAGAGCACACUCGCCGAAUCAGCAGAGUGUUCCCCCGCAGCCUCAUGAAGUCUAUGGCGAAGUCGGCUGUCGCAUCACCUACUGCUACUCUCCCAAAUUCAGGAGAAGGCGACGAGACGAUCGUUCCGCUGUUCCUCAAGAAGCGCACGCAGGACAUUAGCUCGGCACUCCAGAAAAUACUCGCCAAGAUCCCGGGGUUGCUGGUAGAUGCGUGCGGCGGGUCGGCAGAUACGGACCCGAGCGGCCUGCCUGACUGCAGCUGGGAGGAACGGAUGAAAGAGUAUAUUCUGACAUUCCCUUAG
This is a messenger RNA of Sparassis crispa, 789 nucleotides long. RefSeq lists its product as hypothetical. The transcript has 2 exons. NCBI's taxonomy places the organism in Eukaryota, Fungi, Basidiomycota, Agaricomycetes, Polyporales, Sparassidaceae. The coding region runs from base 1 to 789 and encodes 262 amino acids. The record is from RefSeq and is a predicted model, not a curated record.